This is a messenger RNA of Suillus bovinus, 813 nucleotides long. RefSeq lists its product as uncharacterized. The record is from RefSeq and is a predicted model, not a curated record. The coding region runs from base 1 to 813 and encodes 270 amino acids. The transcript has 4 exons. NCBI's taxonomy places the organism in Eukaryota, Fungi, Basidiomycota, Agaricomycetes, Boletales, Suillaceae.
AUGGGAUUCCUCCCUCGACAAAAUGUUGACCGGCCAUCGACUCCUCCAUCCAUAUCAGCGUUGGACAUGGGAUUUCCACCAGGCAGCGAGUUAGAUACCCACCAGGCACCUGACAUCAUCAACAACCCUCUGGACAUGGGCUUUUGCAGCAUUCCAGCUCAUGAUGUUCCAGCUUGUGAUGGUCCGGUUCAGUCAUUAGACAUGCAAGUGGAACAGAUUCCUUUGAACAUGGGCUUUCACACAGAUCCGGCAUCCUGUCACUCAUGUAUGUGUCAUUCAUUAAUUUUGUUCCAUCCUCAUGUCGAUCUGGUGGACAUCCAACCGGAUGAUCUCCCUUUGGAUAUGGGUUUUGACACACUCCAACCGGACGAUCGCCUUUUGCAUACAGAUUUCAAUGCACUCCAACCGGACGAGCACCCUUUGGAUAUGGGAUUUUGUACACUCCAUCCGGUACACCCGGAUCACUCAAUGGAUAUUCAACUUUCUCACAACCCUCUGGACAUGGGCUUUGGGACAGCUCUGGCAUCCGUUCAGGAAGACAGGUCAUUGGACAUUACAAUCGCCACUCCAGAUCUGGAUCCAGUACAUGGUCUUCCAGAUCCGUCAUUUGUGGUUGGUGAACCGGCACCCAUUGGAUUUGUGAUUCAGCGCGCUGUAGGUGAUUUGCGCUUGGUGAUCCACUGGUUGGAUAUGGAAAUUGCCCACAGUACAAUGUCACCGGAAGAAGCAUCUGUCAGCCAGGAAGUUCUUCAGUCUGCCAAUGAGUUAUUACUGGCAUUUCAACUCAUAUCAAUAUAUAGACUGUCAACAUGA